Penicillium odoratum is the source of this 711-nucleotide messenger RNA. Its product is annotated as putative pyrimidine 5'-nucleotidase. Gene Ontology annotation, molecular function: nucleotidase activity. The transcript has 5 exons. The coding region runs from base 1 to 711 and encodes 236 amino acids. NCBI's taxonomy places the organism in Eukaryota, Fungi, Ascomycota, Eurotiomycetes, Eurotiales, Aspergillaceae. The record is from RefSeq and is a predicted model, not a curated record. Gene Ontology annotation, biological process: pyrimidine nucleobase metabolic process; nucleotide catabolic process.
AUGACUGCCAAUGGAGUGAACGGGGUGAAUGGAGGUGACUCACGGCCGGUGUUCUUCUUUGACAUUGACAACUGUCUUUACUCCAAAGAGUGCAAUAUUCACGAUGAGAUGCAGAAGUUGAUCAAUAAGUUCUUCUGCAAGCACCUUGAUCUUACCCCGGACGAUGCGCAUAUGCUGCACCAGAAAUACUAUAAGGAGUACGGUCUUGCCAUCGAAGGUCUAACCCGCCACCACAAGAUUGACCCACUCGAGUUCAACUACGAGGUGGAUGAUGCCCUCCCCCUGGAAGCAAUCCUAAAGCCAAAUCCCAAACUGCGCGCUCUGCUGGAGGCACUGGACACCACGAAAGUGAAGCCCUGGUUGCUCACUAAUGCUUACGUUAAUCACGGAAAGAAGGUGGUCAAGUUAUUGGGCGUUGAAGACCUAUUUGAGGGUAUUACGUAUUGUGACUAUGGUCAGCUGCCGUUGGUUUGCAAACCGAGCCAGGAUAUGUAUGCGAAGGCAGAGAAGGAGGCUGGAGCCCCCAGCACCGAAUCAUGCUACUUUGUCGAUGAUUCGUAUCUCAACUGCAAACAUGCAGCGGCUCGAGGCUGGUCGGUCGCCCAUUUCGUGGAGUCGGGAGUCCAAAUUCCGCCCAUCCCGGCAUCGAAAUACUUGAUCUCGAGCCUUGAGGAACUGCGUGUUCAUUUCCCAGAGGUCUUCAAGUCAUGA